Molecule: messenger RNA, 579 nt
Organism: Lepus europaeus (European hare)
Lineage: Eukaryota; Metazoa; Chordata; Mammalia; Lagomorpha; Leporidae
Gene: PTH
Product: parathyroid hormone
Exons: 2
Coding region: 32-379 (115 amino acids)
Biological process (GO): cell-cell signaling; intracellular calcium ion homeostasis
Cellular component (GO): extracellular region
Molecular function (GO): hormone activity; parathyroid hormone receptor binding
Source: RefSeq, a predicted model, not a curated record
AUGUCUCCAUUUUGCUUUCCUUUUAGAGAAGAUGAUGUCUGCUCAAGACAUGGCUAAAGUAAUGAUUGUCAUGUUUGCAAUUUGUUUUCUUGCCAAAUUGGAUGGGAAACCUGUUCAGAAGAGAGCUGUGAGUGAAAUACAGUUCAUGCACAGCCUGGGCAAACAUCUCACAGCGAUGGAGAGGGUAGAAUGGCUGCGGAAGAAGAUGCAGGAGGUGCACAAUUUUAUUGGCCUCAGAAUUCCUCUAGCUCUCAGAGAAGGGAGUUUCCAGAAGCCUCGAAAAAAGGAAGACAAUGUCCCAGUUGAGAGUCAUCACAAAAGUCUUGGCGAAGCAGACAAAGCUGACGUGGAUGUGUUAGUGAAAGCUAAAUCCCAGUGACACAGAUGUGAUCGGAGCUCUGCUCUAGCAGUGCCAGGGCAGCAAUGCUGGGCAACAAUACUACUUGCUGCUAACUUUUCCAACCACUGUUAAGAUUACCAAGUGCAAGGAUUUCUAAUGAUACCAAGCUUGAUGUGUAACCAGUGCCAUCCGUGACAGUUGCUAUUUUAACUGUUUCUUUUGAUUCUGCAUUUAUUCAU